Molecule: messenger RNA, 871 nt
Organism: Mandrillus leucophaeus (drill)
Lineage: Eukaryota; Metazoa; Chordata; Mammalia; Primates; Cercopithecidae
Gene: LRCOL1
Product: leucine rich colipase-like 1
Exons: 6
Coding region: 137-619 (160 amino acids)
Biological process (GO): lipid catabolic process; digestion
Cellular component (GO): extracellular region
Molecular function (GO): enzyme activator activity
Source: RefSeq, a predicted model, not a curated record
UGCUGCUGGGCUGCCAGGUCCCUGCUCUGGGUACUUCUCUGCUUUGGGGCGUCUCAUCGAGAAGCUGCAGCCUGGCCUGUCUCACCUCUACACAGAGGGGCCGCUGGGGCCUGACGGAAAAAGGUCCACGUGCCCAAUGGCUGGCCCAGGGUGGACGAUGCUGCUACUGCUGCUGCUGCUGCCGCUGGGGUCCUUGGUGGGGUAUGGGCUGCAGAAGCAGCAGAUGAACCUGUCUCAUAAGGUCAUCGGGGAGCCAUGCAGGAGCCAUGAGGAGUGCCAGAGCAACUGCUGUACCACCAACAGCCUGGACCCACACACGCUCUGCACCCCUAAGACCAUCCUCCUGCAGUGCCUGCCCUGGAAGAAGCCCAACGGGUACAGAUGCUCAGACAACUCAGAGUGCCAGAGCAGCUGCUGCGUCCGCAACAACAAGAGCCCGCAGGAGUUCUGCACAUCCCAAACCAUCUUCCUGCAGUGUGUGCCCUGGCGCAAGCCCAACGGCAACUUCUGCAGCAGCCACCAGGAGUGUAGCAGCCAGUGCUGCAUCCAGCUGAGGGAGGACAGCCCCUUCCGCUGCAUGCCCCGCACCGGGAUCCUGGCCCAGUGCCUGCCCCUGUGACGUGAGCUCCAACCUGGGUGUGAGGGACCGACCUGGGCCCUGGGAUGUUCACACCGGACCCCGUUGCUCUGGGGCUGGCUCCAGUGGAAGCUUCGCUCACUGUUCGUGCUGCUGUUUCUGGAGCUCUGAAAAUCUGUGGGAACUGAAAGGCAAUGACCAGCCUGGUGGCACGAAGUGUCUGAGAACAAAUUCCAGGCACUGGGACGUGUAACCUGAUUGUUAAACAUCAAUAAAGGCUCCUGGAGGACCGAG